Molecule: messenger RNA, 3689 nt
Organism: Fopius arisanus
Lineage: Eukaryota; Metazoa; Arthropoda; Insecta; Hymenoptera; Braconidae
Gene: Ndf
Product: putative oxidoreductase GLYR1 homolog
Exons: 10
Coding region: 75-1586 (503 amino acids)
Molecular function (GO): oxidoreductase activity, acting on the CH-OH group of donors, NAD or NADP as acceptor; NAD binding; NADP binding
Source: RefSeq, a predicted model, not a curated record
UACACAAACGACGCUAUACGGUUUCUCCAGUCAGUCGCUUGGCGAACGCUCGUGCGGAAACAUCUGCUGUCAACAUGUCCGAGACGUACAAAGUUGGAGAUCUCGUAUGGGCGAAGAUGAAGGGAUUCUCGCCGUGGCCCGGCCGGGUGUCAAACCCGUCCAAGGACUUAAAGAAGCCCGCGCACAAUAAGAAAUCAGCAAUCUAUUGCAUAUUCUUCUUCGGCACGAAUAAUUAUGGUUGGAUCGAGGAGUCGAAUAUCAAGCCUUAUCGAGAGUUCAAGGAGACUUUCAUCAAGCUAAACAAAAGUGGGACUUUCAAAGAUGCUGUUGAGGCCAUCGAGGAGUUCAUUGCUAAAGGACAGGUGUUUGAGGAUGGUUUGGACCCAGACUCUCUUUUUGACAGACUGAAGGAAGAGAGUAUAAAUGUUGAGAAGAAGAGUCCAAAGAUUACGAAGCCGCGAAAGGAAACACCCAAGGCAAAGAGGAUUGACACGAGUGUGGAGCGUCGUCCAGCGAAAAAGCAACGACGUGAGUCGAGCGCUAGCAACAGCAAUCGCGUUGGCAGUGCAAGUCCAGCAUUGAACCACUCUUCAUUAUCGCCACCGAGAAAAUCAACCUCAACUUUACUUGACAGACCCGCUAACAUUGCCAGACCAGUAACACCACCCCUGGACGUAGAGACUCUCUCGCAGACCCUGAAAGAAAAGAACAUUCUCCCCUCAAAUCUGAAAUUUGGUUUCCUCGGUCUCGGUAUCAUGGGCAGUGGAAUCGUGAAAAAUCUCAUCAACAGUGGACACAGCGUCAUCGUCUGGAACAGAACUCAAGAGAAGUGUCAGGACUUUGUCAAAGCCGGUGCGGAACAGGGACUUACACCAUCGGAUGUUGUUCUAGCAGCGGAUAUUACGUUCUCGUGUGUUGCAGAUCCUCAAGCUGCUAAAGACAUGGUAUUUGGAAAUUGUGGAGUCCUGACAGAAAUAUCCCCGGACAAGGGCUACGUUGAGAUGACGGGAAUUGAUGCUGAAACAUCCCAGGACAUCGCCGAGGCGAUAAAUACGAAAGGAGGACGGUACCUGGAGGCUCAAGUCCAAGGGAGUAAAACUCAUGCCCAGGAGGGUACUCUGGUUAUUUUAGCAGCUGGUGAUAGAUCAUUAUUUGACGAGUGCCAAUCUUGUUUCGAGGCUAUGGGAAAAAAUAGUUUUUACCUCGGGGAAGUCGGCAAUGCCUCCAAGAUGAAUCUUGUUCUUCAGUUGAUGGCUGGAGUAACGCUUGCUGGACUUGCCGAGAGCAUGGCACUUGCUGAUCGCGCUGGACUCCAGCAGAAGGAUGUCCUCGAGGUGUUGGAACUCACCUCAUUGGCAUGUCCAGCCAUUUUGGACAAAGGGAGAGCAAUAAUCGAAGGUGGUUUUCCAACGCAAUUACCCCUUCAACACAUGCAGAAGGACUUGAGAUUGUCCCUGGGUAUGUCAGACCAGCUCGAGCAACCUUUACCCCUGGCAGCAGCAGCCAAUGAAGUUUACAAACAUGCUAAACGCCUGGGCUAUGGGGAACACGAUGCAUCAGCUGUUUAUAUACGAGCCAGGUUCUAACCAGGGCUAUUAUUCAUCGGGGCUAUUUGCUAUAACCGUAUUUAUUGCAAUACCCAAAUGUUCCUCCCCCCAGAGGCAGAUUGACAUGUUAUGAAAAAAAUAUUUCAUUACCAAUAAAAAAAAGUUUUUAAUAACUUUAGAACGAUUAUUUGAAGAUGAUUACGUGAGAAAUUCAAUAUGCGCAAUUGCCAAAGUCUUUGGAGACUGCUUCGGGGGCUUGUCGCACUGGGGAAAAUUUGUAACAUUCGCGCAUUCAUCACUUUCACGGAUUUCUUUAAUAGUAGAUUUUCCUAAUGAACUUCAUUUUUUUUUGUUAGUAAAUAUAUAGUAUUCGAUGGAUUUGUAGAAUGAAAUUGCGAACGAUCGGAGUUGAGGCCAAUUAUAAUAUUUAGGGAAUUUUAUCCGUUAGUUUUUUUUUUUAAGAAUUACAGGGUCUUUCCUGAAGGGGUUUUCUAGAUCUCACGAGUGCAGCCUAUCAUUGUAGACAGUUUUCUUUAUUUGACAUUUGUGGAAUUGAUUUGAUCUGCAAAUUGUUGACUUAAAUUAUCAUGAAGAACAUUUUUUUUUUUUUAUACAUAUAUUGCUACAAUAAUUGACGUGAAAUUAUGGGAAUUUUUGAGAAUGUGCCUUAGGAUGUCACUCGAUCGAGGAAAACAAUUUGUAAAUUCAUCGAAAGUUAUUUGAAUAGCAUUUUUUUUAUGAAGCAGUCAUUGUUUCACAAUGUUAAUUUUUCUGUGGAAUCUGAAUAUUUUGUUUGGGGGGUCAGAAUGACGAGGUUGAUUUAUCUGGUGCAAUGACUUGUUUAAUUACGACAACGGGACCAGAUUGUGUAUUUUUUGGGGCCGAUACAGAUACGUCAGACGAGGAAUUAUGGAACAAAUGGUAUUUCAAUGAAAUACGGAACAAAUACAGUAAUUGCAUUACAAUUAACGACGUUAAGAAUAUUCGUGAUGACCUCGAGAAUUUUGUUUAUGGAUUUAAAUGAUUUGAUAAGACCUGUAAUUGACUUUUUAUUAGCAUAAUUGAUGAAAUAAUAAAGGAAUAAUAAUGAAAAUGAUAUUUUUGAUGUGUUGAUGAUUAUGGAAUUGAGGCAAUAAUGAUUUUAAGUGCUAAAUUUGAACUCAGUUAAGAAAACCCGAUCGUUGGCUAAUUUCUCGACAAAAAAACUUGAUAAAUUCGAGCCACUGUUGUGAGAGGAGAUCAAUUCGAAAGUUACUUGUAUUUUUUUCCCCCCCUAUUUCUUUCUAUAAUUUCUCCAAUAAUACUGUUGGCGUGUCGGGAUAACGCUCGAGAUUCGAUUUUUCUGAGGAAUUUGUGUGGCUCUGAAUCAAAAGCGGGCACCUCUCACCGGAACAAUAGGAGGAAAAGGUUUUCUUGAAAAAGUCUACAAUAAAAGUCUAGAUCAAUAUCGGAAGGUGAAAACCUGUUUUCGAUUUGAAUGAGUGUAAUUCCAGUUAAAUGGAAUAGUUUCCAAUGCUUUUGAAUUGCCACUGAAACGCAAUUGUCUCCUACAGUAUAUUAUAAAAUUGGUUUAAUCUAAUUUCUCACACCAUUUAAUUUUUCCGUCGUUGAAUGGAUUUAAUUGGUGUUCUUUAAUUGGGUGGUCCACGCCUGACCAUUGACGAGUCGUAUGUAAUUUAAAAUUAUUCGUACCUCCUUCAGUGGCAAAUGAAGGUCGCGACUCGUAGACUCACUCGUAAAGAUAAAAAAUAUAUAAAAAUAAUUCAUAAUGAGAUCAGCAGAAACAAUUGUAAAGCUGUUGAACUAUGAAACAGUAAAUAACUGAGGAAAAAGGAAAUAAUUAUUGUAAUUGAUGACAAAGGCGAGAGAUAUAUAUAUUAUAAGGUGAUAAAAUUCGUGGGAUAUCAUAGGUGUGUGUGGAAUGAAUGAAAUGGUUCAGAAAUAAUUUUUUUUAAAUUAUGAGACUGCAGAUGACACAGUGGAAUGACCAUCGAGGGAAGAUUAUUACUGUUUUUUGAGAGGAGAUGAAAUAAUCAUCUCCUCUGGGUUGGUGAUGACAGCUUUGAAGUAUGAAUUGAAAAGUCUAUUAAGGGGUUCCUCGCUUCAGUUCUAUAUUUACAAUAAAGGAUUUUUUUAAGUGUA